AUGAGCAUCAACAAAGAGGAAGUCGAAACUUUCUUGGAUAGCAAUCCAGAUUUUGCCAAGCAGUAUUUCGAGAAGAAACUGGAGGAUAGAGCCUUCUCCUGUCCCAAGAUGAACGGUGAACAGUCCUCAGAAGAUAGCACAGGUUUUGAGGGGAUGGACCCGGUAGAAACAGAAACUCUUUUCGAGCUGAUACAAGACAUGCAGGAAAGCAUCAACAUGGAGAAGGUGGUCUUCAAGACCCUCAAGAGAAUCAGUGCUCUCAUCAACGCUGCGUGGUGCAGUCUGUUUAUGUACAGGCAGCGAAAUGGCACCCCUGAGCUGGCUAGCCGGCUGUUCAACGUUCAUAAGAACAGCACUUUGGAAGAAUGUCUGGUGACUUCUGACUCUGAAAUUGUUUUCCCACUGGACACGGGUGUAUUGGGCCAUGUUGCUCAGACCAAGAAGACCAUAAACAUCCAGAAUGCUCUUGAGUGCCAACAGUUUAGUACAUUUGUUGAUGAACUCACUGAGUCUACUACAAAGAACAUUCUUGCCACGCCAGUAAUGAAUGGCAAAGAUGUAAUUGCUGUGAUCAUGGCAGUGAAUAAGAUCGGAGGUCCUUUUUUCAACAGUGCAGAUGAACAUCUGUUCCUGAAGUAUCUCAAUUUUGCCUCCUUGAACCUGAAAAUUUAUCAUCUGAGCUACCUUCAUAAUUGUGAAACACGAAAAGGCCAGGUUUUACUGUGGUCAGCCAAUAAAGUAUUUGAGGAACUGACUGACAUCGAAAGACAAUUCCACAAAUCUUUUUACACAGUGAGAGCAUAUUUGAAUUGUGACAGGUAUUCAGUAGGUCUCCUGGACAUGUGUAAGCAAAAGGAAUUCUUUGACUUGUGGCCAGUACUAAUGGGUGAAGUUCCACCUUAUUCAGGGCCUCGAACUCCAGAUGGCAGAGAAAUUGCCUUUUAUAAGGUCAUUGAUUAUAUUUUACAUGGAAAGGAAGAAAUUAAAGUUAUCCCAAAUCCCAAGGAAGAUCACUGGGCACUGAGUAGUGGCCUCCCUACUUAUGUAGCAGAAACUGGUUUUAUUUGUAAUAUUAUGAACAUAGCAGCAGAUGAAAUGUUUACAUUUCAGAAAGGUCCUGUUGAUGAAUCAGGAUGGAUCAUCAAAAAUGUUCUCUCAAUGCCAAUCGUCAACAAAAAAGAAGAAAUUGUAGGUGUUGCUACAUUUUACAAUAGAAAAGAUGGGAAGCCCUUUGAUGAACAGGAUGAAACACUAAUGGAGUCCUUAACACAGUUUCUGGGGUGGUCUGUCCUCAACACUGAUACUUAUGAUAAGAUGAAUAAAUUGGAGAAUAGAAAGGACAUUGCACAGGAUAUGGUGCUUUAUCAUGUACGAUGUGACCAGGAGGAACUUCAAGAGCUCUUGCCAACCAGAGAGAGGCUUGGCAAAGAGGUGAACCAAUGUGAAGAGGAUGAACUGAUGGAACUUCUAAAAGAAAUGCUUCCAGAUCCAGAAGAAUGUGAAAUCUACGCCUUUCACUUUUCUGAUUUCGAAUGGACUGAACUUGACCUUGUAAAAUGUGGCAUUCAAAUGUAUUAUGAGCUUGGAGUGGUGAAAAAAUUCCAAAUUCCACAGGAGGUCCUGGCAAGGUUUGUUUUUUCAGUCAGUAAGGGUUACCGAAAGAUUACCUAUCACAAUUGGCGCCAUGGCUUCAAUGUUGCACAGACUAUGUUUACCCUUCUUAUGCUCUUCAAGAAGUAUUUUAGUUCCUCACCUUCUCCAAAGACAACUCCAACCAUUAGAUCUCAAAAUCCCUUGGCAAAACUUCAUGGCUCAUCCAUUCUAGAGAGACACCAUUUGGAGUUUGGCAAAUUUCUGCUCUCAGAGGAGUCCCUGAACAUCUAUCAGAAUCUCAACAGGAGGCAGUAUGAACAUGUAAAUCACUUAAUGGAUAUUGCCAUUAUAGCCACCGAUUUAGCACUGUAUUUCAAAAAGAGAACAAUGUUUCAGAAAAUAGUUGAACAGUCGAAGACCUACAAUGAUCAGAAAAAGUGGGUUGAAUAUUUGUCUCUGGAAACCACAAAGAAAGAGAUUAUUAUGGCUAUGAUGAUGACCGCCUGUGACUUAUCCGCUAUUGCAAAACCCUGGGAAAUCCAGAGUAAGGUGGCAUUACUUGUAGCAGCUGAAUUCUGGGAACAGGGAGAUCUGGAAAUGUCUGUACUUCAACAACAGCCUAUUCCUAUGAUGGACAGAAGAAAAGCUGCUGAGCUCCCCAAACUUCAAGUUGGUUUCAUUGACUUUGUGUGCACGUUUGUAUACAAGGAAUUUUCAGAGUUCCAUCCUGAAAUUCUGCCAAUGUAUGAAAGACUGCUCAAUAACCGCAAAGAGUGGAAAGCUCUGGCUGAUGCAUCUGAAGCAAAGAUGGCCGCCUUGCAGGAAGAACAGAAGGACCCAAAAACAGAUGCUCCUGGAGCACCAAUGGCCAACGGAGGACCUGUUACCUCGUCUUCAACUUGUUGCAUUAUUUAGGUCAACACUUAACAUUGUAAGAUUACAAUAGGUCAACA
Messenger RNA from Pseudonaja textilis, 2546 nucleotides. NCBI's taxonomy places the organism in Eukaryota, Metazoa, Chordata, Lepidosauria, Squamata, Elapidae. The record is from RefSeq and is a predicted model, not a curated record.